Molecule: messenger RNA, 672 nt
Organism: Mytilinidion resinicola
Lineage: Eukaryota; Fungi; Ascomycota; Dothideomycetes; Mytilinidiales; Mytilinidiaceae
Product: DNase I-like protein
Exons: 1
Coding region: 1-642 (213 amino acids)
Molecular function (GO): catalytic activity
Source: RefSeq, a predicted model, not a curated record
AUGUUAGAACAACCUAGCACACUUACCAUUAUACAGUACAACGUCAACAAGAGCCGCGAGACCCAGAGGGAGUUCCUGGAAAAAGCGGAGAGAGCCCAGCCUCAACCGCUGGUGCUAGCAAUACAAGAGCCAUGGAAGAACACACAGCAACAAGAGCAUACAACACUCCGCACAAAGUCCUAUUACCUUCUACACGGAGGAAGCCCACACACAAGAACGUGCAUAUACAUCAACAAGAACCUCGACAUCAACCAGUGGUCAGUAGAGCACCACUCGCCGGACCUUAUCACCCUCUCUCUCCAUACCGGUAGAGAGGACAUCCAAAUUCACAAUAUCUACAACCCGAAACCAAACGGAAUCAUAGCCGCACUACCCCUACUGCUAAACAACAACAACGCGGAGCACGUCCUCGUAGGUGACAUGAACCUACAUCACCCAUCGUGGGGAGGAAUACGAGUGAUAAACACGGAGGAGCAAGCGGAGGAGCUUAUCCGCAUUAUAACAGAAGCAGGAAUGGACCUGGCCACGGAGAAAGGCAUAGAAACGUGGGCGAGAGGAACAUCGUGGUCUACAAUUGACCUUACGUUCACAACAGGAUGGCUAACAGAACGAACCACUUCCUGCACAGUGCAAGAGGAAUAGAACUGCAAUUCAGAUCACCGCCCUAUAUAU